AUGGGAUUAAGUCAAUGGAUUUAUUCUUUAGAUAGACAUUAUGAUAAUUCUGGCACUAUUAGUAAUGAUUGUAGAAAUAUUUUAAAAAAUUGCGUGGAUUGUAUCAAGAAUACGUAUUUCAAUACUCCUGAACUUUUCACUCGGGAAAUUUUUGAAUUCGUCGAAAACGAAGUUCCAGAAAUUUAUUCAAUUAUCAGUGAAUUUGAAAUGGAAUUAAAAAUUUUGGAACAGCAAAAUAAAAAAGCCCUUAUUAGAAUGGAAACUUUAUCGUCAUCUAAGAAUAUUCUUAAACAAGAUGUUAGUGAAAUACAAGAAAAAACUCGCGUAGAAAUCGAAUGGAGUUAUAAUGCUUAUAGAUGUCGUUUACAAUUAUUUAUGCCAACUUUUAAUCAAUUAAUUAAAAGAAUGCGAUGCAAAAUUAAUGAAAUCAAUGAACUAAAUGAGGGAAGGAAUAUGGUUAAUACGAUGGAUAUGGAUCAGGAAGAAGUUGAUGUUGAUGUUGAAGAUUAUGGAGAAUGA
This is a messenger RNA of Funneliformis geosporum, 519 nucleotides long. The record is from the annotation of a GenBank genome assembly. NCBI's taxonomy places the organism in Eukaryota, Fungi, Glomeromycota, Glomeromycetes, Glomerales, Glomeraceae.